Xyrauchen texanus (razorback sucker) is the source of this 8038-nucleotide messenger RNA. RefSeq names its product nuclear receptor binding SET domain protein 3 (gene nsd3). Gene Ontology annotation, cellular component: chromatin; nucleus. Gene Ontology annotation, biological process: regulation of DNA-templated transcription. The transcript has 23 exons. Gene Ontology annotation, molecular function: protein binding; histone H3K36 methyltransferase activity. NCBI's taxonomy places the organism in Eukaryota, Metazoa, Chordata, Actinopteri, Cypriniformes, Catostomidae. The coding region runs from base 323 to 4960 and encodes 1545 amino acids. The record is from RefSeq and is a predicted model, not a curated record.
GAGGGAGGGAGACGGCUAUAAUAAAAUAAAUGGGAGGCAAAUUUCCCUAGGUCUGCAGGAGCAUCCCGCAAAAAACGGGGCCUCUCCCGAUUCCAUAGCCACGAAUCAUAUCAUGGGAAUCGAUAAUUGACUGAUCUAGCCCCAUUUUUUUUCUCACACAACGGAUGAGAUCUAAGAAACGUGGAUUCAUACAUCUUUGUGUGUUCAUGUAUUUAUGAUAACUGCACGAGGAUUCCAAUUUAUUUGGUGUUUGUUUAGAAUGGAACACGCUGAAGCAGGCCCUGUAAGAAAAAGGGAAACUUAAGGAUGCUGGAGCAGAACAAUGGAUUUCUCCUUCUCUUUCAUGCAAGGGAUCAUGGGAAACACAAUUCAGCAACCCCCUCAGCUUAUUGACUCAGCCAACAUCAGACAGGACGAUGUCUAUGAAGCUAUCAGUGACCCAGGAGAUGAUGGAGGACAGCAAAACUACGACUCCCCCUUGGAGUCAAGCUUUUCCUACCCUGCUGAAGACCUCCCAGUUAUUACAAACGGUUACCCGGCAGGCGUAGGUACUUAUGAGCAACAGGCUAAAUUUGCCUUGUACUCUCAGUUCCCCAAUGGCUCAGCUAAUGGAUAUGGAGCUAUUAGAAACUAUGGGGAUCAUGGUUUGCUGCUUGGUGAGGGCACGGUAUUGAGACCACCGGUGGUCCAGGAGAAGCCUCUGAACCAUAUCUCACCUCCAACACAUCCCCACCAUCACCACCAGCCCCAUAAUCCUCACCAUCUCCACUCGCACAACCCACCGCUGUUACCUCACCACCAUCACCUGCCUCCUGCUUCCCACAUUAUGCCUCCAGUCUUACCACCACCUCCUCCCUUGCUCCUGCCUUCCUCUCUUCCUCUCCUGUCACCUCAAGACAGCACCGUCUCCAACCCCAUCACACAAGCCACCACCACUCCCAAAAAGACCAGCUCCCCCGAGAUCAAGAUAAAGAUCAUUAAGACAUACCAGAAUGGCAGAGAACUGUUCGAGUCAUCAUUAUGCGGGGACUUGCUGCAAGAAGUUCAGGCUGGUGAGGCUUCCAGAAGAAGACAUGAACAGAAAAAGGAGAAGAGGAAAUGUAGAAGCAGACAUAGUGUUAUAAAAGAACAGGAAAGCCAGCAGCCAUGCAAAGGUGUGGAGGAAAGGUCAGGGAUAGUUUACAGCUCUACACAGCCCAGCGAAGGUCAUGUUGUAUUCAGAGAAGAACAACCUACUUCAACCCUCAAAAGCCCCAAAGAAGAACCUAAGGAACAGCGAAAUGAAAAGCACUGUCCUUCAGUCAUCACUAGCACUGGCUUUUGUCAAAAGUAUGAGAUUGGUGACCUGGUGUGGGCUAAGGUUGGGACUUAUCCUUGGUGGCCUUGCAUGGUAUCAUCAGAUCCACAGUCAAAAGUUCACACACGCAUCAAUACAAGAGGUAAUAGGGAAUACCAUGUGCAAUUCUUUGGGAGUGUUCCUGAGAGGGCCUGGAUCCAUGACAAAAGAACCAGGGUGUACCAAGGUGAGAGUCAGUUUGAUGAGUUGCAAGCAGAGACACUCCGGAAGACAACUAACCCAACAGAGAGACAAAAGCUACUUAAGCCUCAGUCUCAAAAGGAGCGUGCCCAGUGGGAAGUUGGCAUGGGCCAUGCGGAGGCAGCGUUGCUGAUGACACGAGAAGAACGCAAUGAGAACUACACCUUCAUCUACAUUGACAAGGAACCCAGUGUUGAGACUGCUGACACUGUUACCUCACCUAGGGCGACUGGCAAAACCCGUCCAGAACGUAAACAGAGACGUUCUAAAGGCAGUGCCGGAGCAAAAGAGGAGCUCCCACCUCGUCGGCAACAGCCACGGAGACAGUGCAGCAUCAAUAGUGGUGGGGAACCACCAUCUCCAAAUGAGGAAGAGGACGAUAUAGACCAUUGUCACAAAAAACAACCCCAAAGCUCCCCAGAACCAGACCCCCAACCACAGCAACCCUCCCCACCUCCAAUCAGGACACCCUGGAAGACCGCCGCAGCACGCAAGCUCCUCCCACUCUCAAUUACUAUGAAGAAACUUAACGUAGAGAUCAUCAAAUGCGACUGGCAGCUGCCGAAGCAAAAGGUUGACCUGCCUAAAAAAGUAGAAAGUGAGGAGAGGCCUGGUGAUCGUGUUCAGUCACCAGAGGUCUCCAGUGAUAAGGCUGAGGCAGAGACAGGUUCCAGUGAAGAGGAUCGAGCUGUAUCUCCCUUAGGCUGGAGUGACCAGGAAAGCAAAGAGCAUGCAUCGUCGAAAGAGCAGUCCUCAGAGCCUCUAGAGAGAAAACAGCAGCGUAGAUCUGUGCGAAGCCGUUCUGAGUCUGAGAAAAGUGUGGAACCAGUGCCAAAAAAGAAAGUGAAGAAAGAACAGGCGGAUACAGCACCACAAAUGGAUUUCAAAACAGGGUCGCAAAAAGGAGCCAGUGAGAUCUCAGACUCAUGUAAACCACUAAAGAAACGCAGCAGAGCAUCUACCGAUGUGGAGAUGGCCUGUUCCCUGUACAGAGACACAUCUGACUCAGACUCCAGAGGCCUCAAUGACCCACAGUCUGGAUUCGGGAAGCGAUCGGACAGUCCUGCUACGGUAGAUGCUGAUGGAUCUGAUGCCCAGUCAGUGGACUCCAGCCUAUCCCGUCAGGGAGGAAGUUCCUCAAAAAAGGAUACAGUCUGUCAUAUCUGUGAAACUUUUGGGGAUUCGUUGGUGAGCUGUGAAGGGGAGUGUAACAGGCUGUUUCACCCAGAGUGUAUGGGAUCCAACAGUGGGAAAGAGGGGGAACUCAUGUGUAAAGAGUGUAAGACAGGUUCGCACCCUUGCUUCUCCUGCAAGGUCACAGAAGGUGAUGUGAAGCGCUGCUCUGUAAAUGGAUGUGGCCGCUUCUACCAUGAUGCAUGUGCCCGUAAGCAUCCUGGAACCACAGAUAAUAGAGGCCUCCGCUGCCCCCAGCACAGUUGUGCCACAUGCUGUCUCGACAAGGAACUUCUCAAAGCUAGCAAAGGUCGCAUGCUGCGUUGUAUUCGGUGUCCGAUGGCAUUUCACACAGGAGACAGCUGUGUGGCGGCUGGCAGUGUGUUGAUAACACCUCACAUCAUCAUAUGUAGCAAUCACUCCAGUUCCCGGAAGAACGGACACUUCUCCUCACCUGUGAAUGUAGGCUGGUGUUUCAUCUGUGCCCGAGGGCUUUUAGUGCACGACCGUACUGACACCAUAUUAAGUUCAUAUACCUUUAAGUCGCACUACCUUCUGACUGAGUCAAAUCGUGCUGAGUUGAUGAAAUUACCUAUGAUUCCUUCUUCUUCGUCAGCUACCAAAAAGAAUAUUGGGAAAGGAGGAAGACUGUUGUGUUGCGAGGCCUGCCCUGCCUCUUUCCACCCCGAGUGUUUGAACAUGGAGAUGCCGGAGGGGACAUGGCUGUGUGGGGAAUGCCGAGCAGGCAAGAAACCCCAUUAUAAGCAGAUAGUCUGGGUCAAGCUGGGCAACUACAGAUGGUGGCCUGCUGAGAUCUGCAACCCUCGCCUGGUUCCCUCCAACAUUCAGAGCCUGAAACAUGACAUUGGUGACUUUCCAGUCUUUUUCUUUGGAUCCCAUGACUAUUACUGGAUUAACCAGGGAAGAGUUUUCCCAUAUGUUGAGAGUGAUAGGAACUUUGCAGAGGGGCAAGUUGGCAUCAAUAAGACCUUCAAGAAAGCGCUUGAGGAGGCAGCAAAACGAUUCCAGGAGCUAAAAGCGCAGCGAGAAACUAAGGAGGCCCUCGAACAGGAACGCAACUCUCGUAGACCCCCACCAUACAAACUUAUCAAGUCCAAUAAGCCAGUUGGGAAGGUGCAGGUGCAUGUCGCUGACCUGUCCGAGAUCCCGCGCUGCAACUGCAAACCCACAGAUGAGCGUCCAUGUAGCCAGGACUCUCAGUGCUUAAACCGCAUGCUGCAGUACGAGUGCCAUCCGCAGGUCUGUCCCGCAGGUGACCGCUGCCACAACCAAUGCUUCUCCAAACGCCUCUAUACCGACACAGAGGUCAUAAAGACCAAUGGCCGAGGAUGGGGUCUUAAGACCAAGCAGGACCUCAAGAAGGGGGAUUUUGUUUUGGAGUAUGUUGGCGAACUGAUCGACUCAGAGGAAUGCAAGCAGCGAAUAAGACAUGCCAAUGACAACCACGUGACCAACUUUUACAUGCUGACUCUUACUAAGGACCGUGUGAUAGAUGCAGGACCCAAAGGGAACUUAUCACGCUUUAUGAACCACAGCUGCAGUCCAAACUGUGAGACUCAGAAGUGGACUGUGAAUGGGGACGUGCGAAUUGGGCUUUUCACCUUGUAUGAUAUGGCUGCUGACACAGAACUGACCUUUAAUUACAACUUGGACUGUCUGGGUAAUGGGAGGACAUCGUGCCACUGUGGAGCUGAGAACUGCAGUGGUUUUCUUGGAGUUAAGCCCAAGAGUGCAGUGGUUAUGGAAAGGGAAGAGAAGGUGCGCAUUGCUAAACUCAAACCAAAAAAGCGCAAACUGAAGACGGAGAGCAAACAGACCCAUGAAUAUUUCUGCUACUGCUGUGGAGAGGGAGGAGAGCUGGUCAUUUGUGACAAAAAGGAUUGCCCAAAGGCCUACCAUCUCCUCUGCCUCAACCUGACUAAACCUCCAUAUGGGCGAUGGGAAUGCCCCUGGCACCAGUGCAGCGUGUGCCAGCGCGCCGCCACUUCGUUCUGCCACUUCUGCCCUGCCUCGUUCUGCCGAGAGCAUGAGAGAGGACAGCUGGCAGUGUCUGCCCUAGACAACCGGCUCUGCUGCUCAAACCAUGACCCUCGGAAACCCUUAGUACCCCAGGCUAACCCUAAACGGGUCACAAUAAAGAGGGAACCUCUCGAGCCGAAGAAAGCUGAAAAGGAAGGAGAUGAUGAGGAGGAGGAAGAAGAUGAGGAUGAGGAGGGGGAGAGAGAGUGACUGGGCCAAAGCACUGAGGAGAAAUGAGGGACGAGAGCUUCAGCAAAACAGCUCGAAUUACAACAAGAAUGAACCUUAGAGUAGCCACAUACAGCAAACUGGUUCUCUUUUCAGUAAAAACAAAGCAGACUUGAUAAACUUGGGUCGUUGUCCAUUUCAAAUACACAGCAGCUGGUAUGAUUUUUUUUUUUACAUAUCAAUUUAUGGCCUCACAUUAAAUUCAUAAGGAGUGCUUAUACAUUACAAUGUAAGCAAUUCAUCUCUGGUUUUAUAAACACAACUUUCACGACACUUUAAUAUUUUUCAGAUGUGCUCUUUCGACAAAAACCUCUUGGUUAAAACGACGCCUGUCAAUGGCAAACUCGGUUUCAGUGUCUAUGGCACUUCAACACUCUAUAAACACUUUAAACCAAGAACUUUAUUUAUGUACCUCAUGUAAAUAGCAAAGACUGUUGUAAUAUGUGUAGGGUCAAAUAGUUUGCCCUUCACCGGUAGGAUUUCACUACAUGGGCCUGUUGUGGUAACAUCGAAAAACGAGACUCAUUCAAGUAAGGUUUAAACUGCCGCCCCAAUCCAGUGAGUUUGUGAUUUGUAAGAUAUAUAAUCAGUAAUAUAUUUAUGUCCAUGUUUACAUCCAUUCACAGUGUACAGUAUUAUUCAUCUGUAUUAGUCAAUUUGAUAUCACUAAAUGUAAUGUUGUAUUUGUGCCCUUUUUUGUCAGCAGAUUUACAUUAUUGCUUGGCCAGUGCUGUAUUGCAGUCAUCUUUUGGUCAAUCAUUUCAGAGUAACGAGUUAUAAGUGUUAGAAAUAACUAAGUCACCUGCGAAGAACAGUACUGAUGUCUACAAACGGUGUAGAGUUAAGCAGCUGUUGGCUCAUUCGUCUACAUAUACUCUAACACUACCAUGUCUCUCUUAAAUAGAAUAUUUACCAUUGUGAGUGCUGAACAGAUGCCAGUGUCAUAUCAGUUACAAAGAACCCAUAUCAUGUUUCAGAGCAAACGUUAGUUGUACAAUCUUUGAAUAAUGUGAUUUUUUUUUUCUUGAUGUUUAUAUUUGGUUCCCCCACAUACAAGUGUAAAUAUAAUCAAACUUAGUUAUUUGAUACACGAUAAAGUUGCCAUUGUAUUCAUGCCUUUCAAAUCAUCGUAUUUCAUGUGUACAGUAGAGAUGAAUUACAAAGGUAUCAAACCAUACCUUAACCAGACUUUCACUGAUCAUGUUCAGACUGCUCGAUGUUUAGCAUCUUUCUUGUAUUACGUUUUGUUGUAAUGACAUAUGCUACUGUGCUAAAAGAUAACUGUCAUUGGGCUCGGACGUAGGGAGGGCUGUACGAAUUACGACAGAGUGUUGGAUAAUCCUCUCUGUGACAUCUACUUGAUGUGAAUCUACUUAAUAGCUUUGAUCUUGGAGAAACUUCCAUGUCUUUGUGUUAAGGUGUCUUGAGAUCUCCUAAAGUGGAGUAGCUACCGUGCUAAGUUACUGAACUGUUGCUCUCUUGUAACUGGUGGCUGUACAGUUUGAACUGAUUGAAGAAUUGAUCUUAACAGCUCUGUACUUGCCCAUUAGUCAUAAUAUACAUUUUACAUAUAGAUCACAUUGACAGACAAGUAUUAUACAUGAUGGCACCACCAAGUAUGUUUGUCACUUUAUGGAAAGGAGGGAAAGCACUGCAAGUCUCAGUUUACUUGAAUUGUCCCAUUUUGCCUUUGUUCAUUCUCUGUAUUUAUUGCUCUUUGUCUCAAAGCGGAGCGUUAUUGGUAGAUAAGACACUUUGAAUUUUUUACUUAAUAGAUUCUUAUACAUAACGGCAAAUUUAAGGAAUUCUGACAUUUGGAGAUGUUACUGCCAAACUGAGAUUUGCGUUUCUGAAAAUACUGUAUGCUCUUACUUGCAUCUGCAUUUUGUUAUUUUGUGUCUGUUAUGAAUCAUGGAAGGCAAUUCAGGUGUCUUUUUGUUUAUGUUAUGUGUUUCUCUCAUUGUGAUAUGUUUAUAGUGUACAUUUAUUUGUAUAGAGGUUUACUCUUACUUAUAGAUUCCAUGGGCACUUUUUUUGUUCCUAAAAUACCAAUAUCUGCCCUUAUGUUUAUAAUGAAAAAUAUCAAGAAAAUGCUGUUUGGCAAGAUGCAAAGCACACUUUUUAUUUGCCUGAUUACAGUCGGUACUCGAAGUUACUUAUUUUCUUUAUUUGGCCUUAGUUGCUUGUUUAGGCAAUUUCUGUAUCAAUAACAUUUUGUAAUGACAAACAACUUGGCUACUAUAGAAAUUGCAUUUACUUCAGUACCAUUUGUUUAUGCAGUGGCUCAAUCACUGAUUUGACUAAUUGAUUUGUUGCUAUAUGUUUUUUGCCGCAUCAAAUGUUAAAAGUGUAUAACUUCCAUUGAUUCCAGUGUUUGGUGUCAGUGCUCUGUACUUUUUUAUGUGUAUAUGAAAGUGUCUUUAUCAUUUUGUGCUCUCCAAGCAUGCCCUUUUGUGUUGCUUAACUAAUUUACUAAAGGCGCUGUCCUACUAGCUUACACUAUUUGAUUUUAUGUACUGUUUUCACAUUCCUUUUUAAAUAGACUCUUUACUAAUUCUUGCUACUGAGUUAGAGUUUGUGUAAAGCUUAAUGUGUUAUUGUAAUAUUUUCACCAUGCGCAUUGAAUCAAAUUACACACUCCAACUGAAUAAAACCUGUCCUAAAUUAUAUGGCUUGGGUAGAAUGUAUGUCCUCCAAGUUUUACAAUGAUGUACUCAUGAAUAGAGAUUUCUUUGGCUAUGUGUCAUUGCAUUGUGUAAGAGAAUGAUGCUUGAUAAAUUCUACACAGCUGCAAAAAAGAAAACCAAAACAAACCAAAAAAAAAAAAAAAAGCUAAAUUGUCAUUAUAUUGUGGUGUCAUACGAAUGCUUGUAAAAUUGCUUCUGAAUGUUUGUGAACGUAGAACUAUUUUGUACAUUUAUUGUAUUUUAUUUGACCAACUUUUGAGAUGUAUUUCUUUAGAAUUCAUAAUUUAUUAUGAGAGUACUUUUAAGCGACAUUCCACAGAUUUAAACAUUUUCAGACUUGCCUGGUUUGACUUCAAUAAACUGUAAUGAAUGU